This is a messenger RNA of Diplodia corticola, 906 nucleotides long. Its product is annotated as 1-acylglycerol-3-phosphate acyltransferase. The record is from RefSeq and is a predicted model, not a curated record. Gene Ontology annotation, molecular function: 1-acylglycerol-3-phosphate O-acyltransferase activity. Gene Ontology annotation, biological process: phosphatidic acid biosynthetic process. Bases 1 to 906 code for a protein of 301 amino acids. The transcript has 4 exons. Lineage: Eukaryota; Fungi; Ascomycota; Dothideomycetes; Botryosphaeriales; Botryosphaeriaceae. Gene Ontology annotation, cellular component: endoplasmic reticulum; membrane.
AUGAGCGCCACCCUCCUCCGCGCCCUCGUCGCCAUCGUCGCCUCGCCGUUCCUGCUCCUCGUCCUCGCGUGGGCGCUGCCGCCGGGAAGCAAGCCUGCGACGAUGCUGUCGUUUGUGGCGCGCGCGCUGACGUCGGUGACGGCGCUGAUCGUGGCGGCGUGCUACGGGGUGGUCAGCAGCGCGGUGCUGCGGACGGCGGGGCACGGCGGGCUGAGCCAGUGGACGACGGCGCGCGCGUUCAAGUGGCUGAUGUGGUUCGGCGUCGGGGUGGGCUUCGUCGUGGUCGAGGGCGAGGAGCAUUUGUCGGAGCGGCCCGCCGUUUUUGUCGGGAAUCAUCAGACUGAGCUUGACGUCCUCAUGCUUGGAUGCGUCUUCCCCAAGUACUGCAGCGUCACCGCCAAGAAGAGUCUGAAGUACACUCCCUUCCUCGGAUGGUUCAUGACCUUGUCCAAGUCCGUUUUCAUCGACCGUGGUAACAGCAAGACGGCCCGGGCUGCCUUCGACGGCGCCGCCAGCUUCAUGAAGAAUGAGAAGCAAAGCGUCUACAUCUUCCCGGAGGGCACUCGCUCCUACGCCGAAGGCCCCGAGCUUCUGCCUUUCAAGAAAGGCGCUUUCCACCUUGCAGUCCAAGCCCAGGUCCCCAUCGUCCCCAUCGUCGUCGCAAACUACAGCAAUGUGUUGAGCUUCAAGAAGAAGAUCUACAACAGCGGCGUCGUGCCUGUAAAGGUUCUUCCUCCCAUCCACACCAAGGGCCUGACUGCUGCCGACGUCGACCGUCUGACGACGCAAACGAGAGAGUCGAUGCUCAAGGCGUUGCAGGAACUUGCCCACAGCGAGAAGGGCGAGGCGGUCGCCAUGAAGGCGUCGGGUGCUGACCAUGCCCCUGCUGUGAAGAAGGAGUUGUAG